AUGACUGAGCAGCUAAAAUGUGAAAGUGGGGCAGAUGUUGGACAGGAUCUGACCUUACUUUGCGAAGAAACACAGGUAGCAAGUGUCAGUGAGCAGUUCCAGGAUUCAGAUUCAGAAACUGCUCAUUCUGAAUCAUCAGAUGUUGAGGAAAGUAAUGGAUUUCAGAAAGUAAAACUUACAAUUGUCAGUAAAGGCUCAAAAGAGAAGCUGAAGAUUGCUCUUAUUCGUGCAGCACUGGAAUCAGAUCCUGUAGACGUUGCUAGUUUACGGAAACUGGCCAUUAGUCCAGGCGGACUGGUGAACAAAAACAUGAGACAGAGAGUGUGGCCCUUGCUCAUCAAUGCCAACACAACAAAUAUCACACCCAAACCAUCACAAGAAGAAAUGGAAAGCAUGACAAAAACAUACUCUCAAGUUGUUAUGGAUGUUAACAGAUCUAGCAGUCGCUUUCCACCAGGUAUUGAUGACCAUGUGCGGAUGUCUAUGAAGGAUAAACUGGUGGACUUGAUCAUGCGGGUGAUGCUGAAGCAUCAACAGCUAAGAUAUUAUCAGAGAAUAUCUUGA
Messenger RNA from Candidula unifasciata, 564 nucleotides. Lineage: Eukaryota; Metazoa; Mollusca; Gastropoda; Stylommatophora; Geomitridae. The record is from the annotation of a GenBank genome assembly.